Messenger RNA from Dryobates pubescens (Downy woodpecker), 5518 nucleotides. RefSeq names its product target of myb1 like 2 membrane trafficking protein (gene TOM1L2). Gene Ontology annotation, biological process: signal transduction. The coding region runs from base 43 to 1632 and encodes 529 amino acids. The record is from RefSeq and is a predicted model, not a curated record. Gene Ontology annotation, molecular function: phosphatidylinositol binding; ubiquitin binding; clathrin binding. Lineage: Eukaryota; Metazoa; Chordata; Aves; Piciformes; Picidae. The transcript has 16 exons. Gene Ontology annotation, cellular component: membrane; endosome.
GAGGGAGGGCGCCGCCGGGCCGCUGUUUGUUGUCAUCCCAAGAUGGAGUUUCUGCUGGGGAACCCGUUCAGCACCCCGGUGGGGCAGAGCCUCGAAAAGGCCACAGAUGGCUCUCUGCAGAGUGAAGAUUGGACACUCAACAUGGAGAUCUGUGACAUUAUCAACGAGACAGAGGAAGGACCAAAGGAUGCCAUUCGAGCGCUGAAGAAGAGGCUGAAUGGAAACAAAAAUUACAGAGAGGUCAUGCUGGCACUGACGGUGUUGGAGACCUGUGUGAAGAACUGCGGCCAUCGCUUUCACGUCUUGGUGGCCAACCGCGACUUCAUCGACGGUGUUCUGGUGAAAAUCAUCUCACCCAAGAAUAAUCCCCCCACUAUUGUACAGGACAAAGUACUAGCACUGAUCCAGGCUUGGGCUGAUGCCUUUCGAAGUAGCCCUGAUUUGACUGGAGUAGUGCAUAUUUAUGAAGAGCUCAAGAGGAAAGGCAUAGAGUUUCCCAUGGCAGAUCUUGAUGCUCUGUCUCCAAUACACACACCACAGAGGAGCGUUCCUGAAGUCGAUCCUGCAGCAAAUAUGCACAAUUCACAGUCCCAGCAAAGGAUGAGCACCAGCUCUUACUCCUCCUCUUCUCCAACGGCGUAUUCUGCUCCUCAGGCCCCACCUCUGAAUGUGACUGGUCCCAUCACUGCUAAUUCUGAACAGAUUGCCCGGCUGCGCAGCGAGCUGGAUAUCGUCCGUGGCAAUACCAAAGUGAUGUCUGAAAUGCUGACAGAAAUGGUACCUGGACAAGAGGAUUCCUCAGACCUUGAAUUACUUCAGGAACUGAACCGGACCUGUAGAGCUAUGCAGCAGAGAAUUGUAGAGCUUAUCUCAAGAGUGUCCAAUGAAGAAGUCACAGAGGAGCUGCUGCAUGUGAAUGAUGAUUUAAACAACGUCUUCCUCCGAUACGAAAGAUUUGAACGAUACAGAUCAGGCCGUUCAACACAAAACGCCAGCAACGGAGUACUGAAUGAGGUGACAGAAGAUAAUUUAAUAGAUUUGGGUCCUGGCUCUCCAGCUGUAGUGAGCCCAAUGGUUGGAAACUCAGCACCCCCAUCUUCACUUUCUUCACAGCUCGCAGGGCUUGACUUGGGUACAAACAGCGUCAGUGGCACCCUCAGCUCUCUACAGCACUGUAACCCUCGUGAUGACUUCGACAUGUUUGCACAGACAAGAGGCAGCUCCUUGGCUGAGCAACGAAAGAACGUGACGUACGAGGAUCCGCAGGCUGUCAAAGGACUGGCAUCUGCCCUGGAUGUCCGAAAACAGAACACAGGAGGGAGGAGAGGUAAAGGUGGGAACUCAGACAUGGAGCCCAUAGACAAGUGGCUAAUUACACAAGGAAUGAUCCCUGUUGCACAGUCCUCUGUCAUGGAUGACAUUGAGGAGUGGCUCAGUACCGACUUGAAAGGAGAUGAACUGGAAGAAGGAGUGACCAGUGAAGAGUUUGACAAAUUUUUAGAAGAGCGAGCCAAAGCGGCGGAGAUGGUUCCCAACCUUCCAUCCCCUCCCCUGGAAGCUCCAACCCCUCCAACAAACCCUUCCGGCAGGAAAAAGCAGGAGCGCUCGGAGGACGCCCUCUUUGCACUGUGAAGAUCGCUCCCAGCCGCCGCUCUGCCGGCUGUACGGCCACGCUGUCCUCCCACACUCCUUGGCUAACAACGAACACCCCCCCUCGCCCUUCCUCCCCACCUCCCCCAGUUUCAUAGAUGGCUUCUCCUUCCCCCCUCCCCGCCCCGAGCCUUCCCCAAACGAUCCACUACUCCCACAAGCUCUGACUCUUUCCGUUUCAGUCCGACACUGUUCCUGCCAGAUCACGAUUCUCCAGCCCUCGCUUAAUCCCCUCCUUCCUAUCCCAGCUGCACAAAACCGGCUCUCGACGCUGAAAAAACCCUUUCGAAUGCAUGAGUACGUCACACCGCCUUGAAACAAAAGCCCAGAGGGGAGAGAGAGAGAGAGAGGGAGAGGGAGAGCAGCCUUGCCCUUCAAUUUCUGUAGGGAUCAUCCUCUUCUGUAGGCAGGUCCUGCCAAGUCGAGUGCUCUGUCGAUCAGCAUGUAAUUGACUGAGCUGGAAUGUUCGGGAGGAGCGGGGCUUUAUUUUUAGAUGAGAUGGUAAUGUGUUGGCUUUCGUGUCGGAUUCGACAGCAAGGAGCAACUGUUCCCCUUUCAACAUGUGCUUCACAAGUUAAAAUCCUUUACUCUCCCACUCACACAUCUCCCAGUACCAUAUGGUGGUCGCUCCCCCCCCUCCCCCCCUUCAUGUUCCAAGGCUCACAGGGUAUUUUUUUUCCUUGUGUUUUAUCUGGGCUUGCUCUGAUUUCAAGCAGCCUGUGGGCUGUGUCCAGUAGCUCUGGCAGUUGAGGAGAAUGUGGAACAUGGAGCUAAAUGGAUGCUGUAACGUUAAGUGCAUGAAGCAUUCUGCUCUUUGGGAGAGCAUUCACACAUCAGGACUUUUUUUCUAGAGUGGUUGCCUUUUAAAAUAGCUGAGUUGGGUUUUUUCCCCUUACCUCGGAUUCCUUCUUCAGUGACUGCAGAGCUCUGCGUUUGCCUGGGCUCGGUGUCAGAACCAUCCCUGCAGAUGGAUGGGACUUGCUCGUGGACUGGGUGUGAACUGAGAUUCCUGGAUUCCCUCUGCCAUGCCUGGUAGGAUAGAUGUGCUGGCUCUUGGUGGUAGGUGUGAGGAAAAAAAGAGGCAAACCUCACAGAGGCUUGGAUGAGAUGCUGAGGGGGAUGGCUACCGUGGAGGGAUUAGCCCUGCCUGCCUGUGCUGGAGGUGAAACUCCUCCUUUCCUUCUAGGUUUGGGCCUGAAAGUGUUGGAUGAUUGUGGCUGUGCUAUUUGUCAUCUUUAGAGUGUCCUCUGAUACCCCUGCCCCUUUAGUAACUCCCAGGUCCUCUGGGUCUGCAGUCUCCUCCUGCCUGUUCCAACAAGCAUAUUCUCUGGCUUGCCAGAGGCAUGGCUGAGAGUGCUGCUCUUCCUGGAGCUGCCAGAAGGGAUUCCAGCAUGUGUGCCUGCCUGGCUGGGCUGAGGAGCAGAGCUGGAGCAGGCAGCUCCAGCCACCACUGCAGCCCCCAGCGUGUUCCUUGGUAGGAAGCCAGUGGUGCAAGGUGGCAGGAUCGAAAAGAGAGCUGAACACUGCAUGGCAGGGAGAAUCUCCUGACAGAGAGGCACUGAUCAGAUGAUCAGGCAGGCAGCAGAACUCCAGCCCCCCUUCUUCAGGGUGCUUGUUGUCUUGGGCAGCCAGCCACUUGGUUCUGACUUGGCAUGCCUGAGCUUCCCGGGGUGCUGGUGUGUAUUGAGCUCUCUCAGAAGCUGUUCUAGUCCAAGGAGCUGUGCUAUAAACUGCUGAUGGGAAGGUGAUCAAAGCUUUUAUCUCAGCAUAGUUAUUCAGCUCUCUGGGGUGCACCACACUUUGGUAGGCUGCAACACAUAAAACCUUUUACCAAGUGGCCCAAUGGCAGCAGUGGUGCUCACUGAGAGGAGGGAUCACGUUCAUCUUCGGAGGGAAGUGUUGGUUGGUGCAGGAUUUCCAGGCUGUCCCGGGUCAGAUCUUGCUCUGUGCUGUCCCUGCACGUCCUCUCCUUUGUCCUGCUCUGCCUGCAUCUUCUUCUGGGAUCCUUCCAUAAGUAGCUGGGCCCAGCCAUGCUGCUCUGCCACCCUCCAGCACUGCCUUGGCAGCUCCUCACUGCUCCAUAGCUCACUGCAUGGCUUGCAGGUGGCUGGGGAGAAUUACUGUAAGGCUGGAGAUAGCUUAGGACAGAUUGAGCUGCCUCUUCUCCCCACUUGCUGACCCUCUCUCCAUCUGAAGCCCUUCCAUGUGGGUCUGCAGAGGGUUUCUCUCCAUUUCAUCUUCUCUGUGGUUAAUGGCAAGUGCCAGCACAGUCUGCCUUGGCUGCAUGUGUGUGCUGCUGCUCUCACCCACUGCCUUCCUUGCUUAACACAAGGUGACCCCAGUGCCCAGGUGCUGGCUUCCAGGCACCCUGCUGCCGGCUCCUGCCUUGUUGCAACACAUCAGAUGUGGCCACCAGCUCCCAGCAACCUGAGAAAACCUCUGUCAUGAUGCUGAUUUGAUUUCAGACAGUGUCUGGUGGUUGCCUGGGCAGUCUUGCCAGCACAGAGUGAAUUGUUGGUGUCCCUGUCAGUGCAAAAGGCUCCGUGGGUGUUUUAAGAGUGUCUUUUCUCUCCUAAAUCCUUGGAACACAUUGACCCUGUAAAUGGCCACAUCAGGUGAUUCUAAGCAUGUUAAUCCAGCUUGCCUGCCAAGCCAGAGGAGAUAAUCUCAUUGCCCAGGCACGGGGACGUUGUCAAACGAUGCUGAGUGGCAAGGGUAGCACCAGGCUGUCAUUGAGCCCCGCUGCAGAGCACCAUUGCAGAGCUCCAUUGCUGGCCCUUCUUCCCCCACCCCCAGGCAAAAAGGGGGCUGGGGGGGGUGUGCUGUUAAUGCUGCUUCUUUCUGUCAUGCUAAGCCUGCCCUGGGACUUUCAAGUUGUUGCUGUAGAGAGAGUCAGGUCCCUUUCUGGAAGAUCUCAUGGAGCUGUCAGUGACUGUUCCCUCCAGCCUGGGAGGAGAAGAGAUGAAGCAAAAUGGCUGGGGCUGAGAGGAGCUUGUGUUGGCUCAACUCAAGGCACCCUCUUCUCUGUGCUUGCGACCUCAGGCACCCCACAGUCCCCACUGACAUCCCACGUUCUCUGCUGCAAUUCCAGGGCACUGUUUGCAGGGGGUGGCAGGUGUCUUGUCUGGAUGUAGGGCAGCACUCAGGAGAUGCCUGCCUUGGGUGGUGUGUGCUCAGCCUGGGGCUAAACAUCCUUGUGGUGGGGUCCUUGAUGGGUCUGGUUAAAGCACAGCCCUGCCACGAGUUCAGUUUGGAGCCUGAAUCCACCAGACCUGGCCCUUGGGGGCUGGCAGCACCGGAGGGGACAGAGCAGGGGGCAGAGCAGGGUGGUUUAGCCCAAACCUUCUGUAACAAAAGUCAGAGCUGCGCCAGAGCUUCCCUAAUGUCCUGUAUCAGGAUCUCUCCUCUUCCCCAUCCUCUUGUGGGCUGCAGAAAGGCUGUUGGAGGGAAAGGGAAGGGCUUUUUCGCUUCGAGGACCAACCUUUUGAUUUCUUCUCCCUUCACUUCCACUCUGAAGUGCUUCCUCUGUGCAAGUGGGGCAGAGGCCUUGGGUGGCUCCGACGCUUGCGAGCAGAGGGCUGGAGCUGCAGCCUGCUCCACCUCCCACCAGAGAAUAACAUCCCAGCUGCUUUCUAGGCGUAGUAGGAAUCACAGCUUGACACUCAAUGACACUAAAUUAUUAUGGGGGUCCUUUGUAAAGUCUAAUCAUACCCCUCUCUAGGUUCAAAUAUUUAUUGGGGGGGGUCAGUAUAUAUUUUUUUGUUGUUGUUCCUUUCCAGUGUGUUUUUUUUAACCUCUUCUGUUCACCUGUCAUGUGCUGAGAUGUAAGAAAUGAAAUGGUUUCUAUUUAAAUAUCUCCUGGGGGAGG